AUGGCGGACCUUUUGCUUACAAUUAGAGAUGACAUCGUUCUGGGGCAUUUCGCGGUAUGCGACGUUGUUACCAGUGUUGUGACCGGUAGGCCAUUGCUAUGCAGAUACCAUGUUCCUUGGUCCCUCGAGUUGUGUAAUGAAUUUACAAAGGACGAAAACUUGGGACUGCGAUGGCUAUUCGGCAUUCCGGAUCAGUUCGUUAUGCUAUUGCAUACAUGGACGGUCUGGAAGGACGCCCAGGCAUCAGGGACCACGGUCGACCUGGAUAUAAUUCAACGGAUAGAAGAAGACAUCGGUAAUAUAGACAUUCUGCCGUGCAGAACCAGUGAUUCGUCGUUGGCAAUCGGGAGAAUGGUUGUGCAAGAGUGUUGGCGCCAGGUACUAUUGGAAGCGAAUGCGCUCGAUCAUCGAGUUAAGAAAGCUCAGAAAGGGUUUAUGAAACUUUUGAAAGCGACUAAGCCCAGACGCAAUCCAGACGUGUUUACAAUCAUGCCAAUGAUCAUCGCGGGUGCAGUUACGACAAAGUCCACUCACCGACGACAGAUUAUCAUAUCGCGUUUUCUCUCCAUGCCAGAAUUCGCCAACCCCGGUGUUGCCGGAAAUGACUUGCUUCGCAUGCUGGAAGAUAUUUGGGCGCGAACGAAUAUGGAAGGCAGGCCAGCCAGAUGGGAAGACUUGCGAGAGGCAUGCCAACGUGUCAUAGGCAUUUAG
This is a messenger RNA of Rhizoctonia solani, 711 nucleotides long. RefSeq names its product Fungal specific transcription factor domain. The record is from RefSeq and is a predicted model, not a curated record. Lineage: Eukaryota; Fungi; Basidiomycota; Agaricomycetes; Cantharellales; Ceratobasidiaceae. The coding region runs from base 1 to 711 and encodes 236 amino acids. The transcript has 4 exons.